AAUAACUAUAUAGUAAUACUGUAUUUUUUGUUGUAUAUAUGUAAUAAAUAUAAAGUAUAUACGCAUAUAUACUAUUAGUCACUGUGAUCACGUGUAUAGGAUUGAGUGUAUAUUGAUAAGAGCAUAUCUAUAUACAUUGUUUUUAUACAAUUGAUUUCUUAUAAGUGUGUACAUAUUUUAGAUUUCAAAUAUUUUUAAUACGUAAAUCUAAAGAUUGUACAAAUUUAUUGUUAGAUACAAAAUAUGUUAAGAUUUCGUAAAUUAUUUCCAAAAAGUACAUGUUCUGUUAUUGGAAUGAUCCAUGUUGGUGCAUUACCUGGUACUCCUAAAUAUAAUGGAAGUAUGAAAGAAAUAAUAAAAACUGCAUUGAAAGAAGCAAUGAUUUAUAAGGACUGUCAAGUGGAUGGUAUUAUUGUAGAAAAUAUGCACGAUGUACCAUAUGUCAAAUCUAAAGAUAUAUCAUCAGAAACAACAGCAAUGAUGACAAGAAUAUGCGUUGAAAUUAGAAAAGUAAUACCUGAAAGCAUAGCUUGUGGUAUACAGAUUUUAGCAGGUUGUAAUAAAGAAGCAUUAGCUGUUGCCAAAGCUGCUGAUUUCAAUUUCAUUAGAAGCGAAGGUUACAUCUUUUCGCAUAUUGCAGAUGAAGGUUUUAUAGAUGGUUGUUCAGGAAAUCUUCUUCGUUAUAGAAAACAUAUUGAUGCAGAGAAUAUUCUCAUCUUUGCAGAUAUAAAAAAAAAACAUAGUUCACAUGCGAUAACAUCAGAUAUCAGCAUAGCAGAAACAGUCAAAGCUGCAGAAUUCUUUUUAGCCGAUGGUGUUAUAUUAACAGGCUCAGCAACAGGGGAUCCAGCAGAUUUACAAGAAUUGAAGGAAGUUAAAAAGGUUGCUAAAGGACCAGUUCUUAUUGGAUCAGGAGUAUCUAUUGAAAACAUAGAUCACUAUAAAUCUUCAGAUGCAGUAAUUGUUGGAACUAGUUUUAAAAUAGAUGGAAACUGGAAGAAUGCAGUUUCUAAAGACAAAGUCCAUGACUUUGUAACUAAAAUUAGAAAAAAUACAACAGAACUGUUAACACAAACACAAUAUUAACAUAAAAAGAAUGUACGUUUUUUUUUUGUUUUUUUUUGUUAAUUCUAAAAAACAAGUUCAACAUCUACGAUAUACAUUACACAUUUUUUUUUUUCCAAUUUUCAAACAGUAAGAUGAGAUAACAAAAAUAUCAUGUCUAUAUUUAUUUAU
Polistes dominula (European paper wasp) is the source of this 1236-nucleotide messenger RNA. RefSeq lists its product as uncharacterized. The record is from RefSeq and is a predicted model, not a curated record. NCBI's taxonomy places the organism in Eukaryota, Metazoa, Arthropoda, Insecta, Hymenoptera, Vespidae.